This is a messenger RNA of Aspergillus udagawae, 1059 nucleotides long. RefSeq names its product zinc-binding alcohol dehydrogenase family protein. The record is from RefSeq and is a predicted model, not a curated record. Gene Ontology annotation, molecular function: oxidoreductase activity, acting on NAD(P)H. The transcript is spliced from 2 exons. NCBI's taxonomy places the organism in Eukaryota, Fungi, Ascomycota, Eurotiomycetes, Eurotiales, Aspergillaceae. Bases 1 to 1059 code for a protein of 352 amino acids.
AUGCAAAAGGCCAUCGCUGUCACCAGACUCAACUCCCCUGCCGUUCUAGUGGAAAGACCGAUUCCCAACCCAGAGGAAAAUCAACUUCUGGUCCAGGUGACGGCUACAGGCUUAAAUCCUCUUGAUCAGAAAACGCGGGAUGUCGGCUUGUUCUUCAAAGGGCCCGCUCAAGUCCUGGGUCACGAGCUUGCAGGGGUUGUGGUCAGGCGUGGUGCAGGAACGAAGGCAUCGCAGUUUGCAGUGGGUGAGCACAUAUUUGCUCAUGUGAACUUUGUCCCUGGCGAAGAGCUCAAAGACUGUGGCGGUCUUCAACAAUUCGCCUUGGUCGAUGCCCGAUUUGCCGCCAGGGUCGCAGGCACGGGUCUGUCGGAUGAAGAGGCCGCUGGCAUUCCCGUCUGCGCCAUAGCAUCUUUCAUCGCUAUGUUCCAUUCGACUGGUUUAGGCCUGCCGUUACCAUCGGCCGUCGAUGAUGUUAGUGCAGACUUUAAGAAUCAUGCUAUCCUUAUUGUCGGCGGGGGAUCAAAUUGCGGCCGAUAUGCUGUUCAACUUGCUCGCAUGCUCGGCUUCGGAAUGAUCGUCACCGUUGCCUCUUCACGGAAUACCACAGAGUUGAAAGGUAUGGGCGCAACGCAUGUGAUUGAUCGUUAUGCUAGCCACGACGAGAUUCUACGCCAGAUACGAGAUGUCACAGGUGACGAGCUUAUCUAUGCGCUCGACACGGUAAAUUUAGGGCCCGCCCAGAACCUCGGCCUCGCGGCGCUGUCAAACACCCGGAAGGGUUGCCUCAUCACGCUGAACCCAGUGGAUGAGACUGAGACGGACAAAGCGCUGAUUGAGAAAAAGGCAGCUGGCUACGACAGACGGCUGACUUUCGGGUUCAGCGCGUUGUAUCCGGAGGUGUCGAUGGUGUUCUGGGAGAAUGUGGUGGGUUGGCUGCAGGCUGGGCACCUUCGUUCACUGAGGUGCGAAUUCAUUGAGGGGGCUGGUCCUGACAGGAUUAACGCGGCAUUGGAUGGCUACAGAGACGGCCACGGGCAGAAGAUAGUUGUGAGUCUAUGA